Molecule: messenger RNA, 1810 nt
Organism: Pogona vitticeps (central bearded dragon)
Lineage: Eukaryota; Metazoa; Chordata; Lepidosauria; Squamata; Agamidae
Source: RefSeq, a predicted model, not a curated record
UUGAAUGAGGGCCACAAGAGUUGAAUCCAAGUUUCUUCCAGUCUCAGGGUGUUGAAAAUUACUGGACUAUUAUUAUCCUGGUAUAACUUUGUUCUGGCAAAGUGGCUGUGCACCAGAACUGGAACAGGCUCUUCAUUAGAUAAUACAUCCACCACAUUGUGGACUUGGAAAACAAACAAAUGGCCACACACUGAGUGGCCAUGUGAUUUGGCCUCGGAUCAAAACAGGACAGAAGCUAAAGCAUUUUAAAGGAUUCUGUUUUUCAGUCUUGAUGUAACUAAGUGUAUGAACAUGCCAGAAUCUGAGGUUUGGGACUAAACUGAUAGAUGACAUCACCAGAAUGUGUUUCUUCUUCUGAAGCAUUUGGCAACAUGGACCAGCUUUCUAGGAUGUCCAUAUGAGGUUGCCCGUGUGGUUGUUGCUUCUCGCAAUUAUGCAGAUUUUGCAACUGAGGCUACAUUUGAUAUUAAGAAAUGCGAUCUCCACCGCUUGGAAGAAGGUCCACCCAUUACAACUGUGAUGACUCGGGAGCAGGGAUUGCAGUACUACAAGACUAUGCAGACUAUACGGCGCAUGGAAUUGAAAGCAGACCAGUUGUAUAAACAGAAGAUUAUUCGAGGCUUCUGCCAUUUAUAUGAUGGCCAGGAAGCUUGCUGUGUUGGACUUGAAGCUGCCAUAAAUUCGACAGACCAUUUGAUCACAGCCUAUCGGGCUCAUGGCUUUACAUAUACUCGUGGUGUUCCAGUUCGAGAAAUUCUUGCUGAGCUCACAGGUCGGAUAGGUGGAUGUGCUAAAGGCAGAGGAGGCUCCAUGCAUAUGUAUGCUAAAAACUUCUAUGGUGGUAAUGGUAUUGUUGGUGCCCAGGUGCCUUUGGGAGCUGGUAUUGCUUUGGCAUGCAAGUACUUUGGCAAGGAUGAGAUCUGUGUGACAUUGUAUGGUGAUGGUGCUGCCAAUCAGGGUCAGAUAUUUGAAACUUUUAACAUGGCAGCCUUGUGGAAACUGCCUUGCAUUUUUAUCUGUGAGAACAAUCGAUAUGGAAUGGGAACUUCUGUAGAGAGAGCUGCAGCCAGUACAGACUACUACAAAAGGGGAGACUUUAUUCCAGGACUUAGGGUUGAUGGCAUGGACGUCCUUGCUGUAAGAGAAGCAGCAAAAUUUGCUGCUGACCAUUGCCGAUCAGGAAAAGGUCCUAUUGUGAUGGAGCUACAGACAUAUCGAUAUCAUGGACACAGCAUGAGUGAUCCUGGAAUCAGUUACCGAACAAGAGAAGAAAUUCAAGAAGUCAGAAGCAAAAGUGAUCCCAUUACUCUUUUGAAGGACAGAAUGGUAAACUGCAACUUGGCUAGUGUGGAAGAGCUAAAGGAGAUUGAUGUGGAAGUAAGAAAAGAGAUUGAAGACGCAGCACAAUUUGCCACAACUGACCCUGAACCACCUCUGGAAGAACUAGGCAAUAAUAUUUAUUAUAAGGAGCCACCUUUUGAAGUGCGUGGCCCAAAUCAAUGGAUUCGGUAUAAAUCUGUUGGCUAAAUUAUUUGUUACUUCAGUCACUAGAAAAACUGGUGGAUUUUAUGCUGAGGUCAAUUCUUGUAUCUAUUCGUUUAGAUGGGAAAAAGUCAUUUGGCAGCAAAGUAGACAUUGGGGAUGGGGAUGGGGAAAGGAAAUAUCAUUGCAUACAAUGCUGAAAAAACAGAGUUUAUUAAUUUAUAUGUAAGCUUCAUGAUGUUCUUGGUUGCUGUACUUCUGAAAACUAUUAUGCUAAAAUCAUAUUAUGUACAGUAAAAAUUGGCACAUUAAAACUUCUGAACAGAUA